Molecule: messenger RNA, 5703 nt
Organism: Condylura cristata (star-nosed mole)
Lineage: Eukaryota; Metazoa; Chordata; Mammalia; Eulipotyphla; Talpidae
Gene: CFAP65
Product: coiled-coil domain containing 108
Exons: 34
Coding region: 115-5676 (1853 amino acids)
Source: RefSeq, a predicted model, not a curated record
GUGAAUUCUGAGCGUUGGUCUCCCGGAUCCAGGGAGCGGCGCGCGUGGCAAGUAAAGGAGGCAAGACACAUUCGGAGGAAAGAAAGAGUGUAAAAACCAGAUAAAGGCACCUUGAUGCUCACCCAGACCUCCCUGGGCCCCAGCACGAGACUGCAGGACAGCGGGGACCUCACCAUGAACUCCGAGUCUUGCUUGAGUGCCAGCACCAUGGCCAUCCCCACCAUCACCAGCAGCAGUGGCUGCAGUAGCAGUAACACCAGUGCCCUGCCUGCCAGCUCCGUGGACAUGCAAAUGUGCUUCCCAAAGAAGCCAGAGAAAGUGAAGAAGAGGGUCGUCUGGGGCAUUGAGGUGGCAGAGGAGCUGCAGUGGAAAGGCUGGGAGCUAGGGAAAGAGAUCACUAAGCUCUUGGUUCUAAAAAAUCUAUCCUUCAAAACCCAGAAGAUGAAGUACAGACCCCCCAAGAGCAAGUUCUUCUUCACAGUCAUCCCUCAGCCCAUCUUCCUGAGCCCGGGCAUAACCUUCACACUCCCCAUCAUCUUCCGGCCUCUGGAGGAGAAGGAGUACCUGGACCAGUUGUGGUUUGAGAAAGAAGAGGGAGUGUUCAGUGUGGACCUCAGGGCCACCCUGCCCUGUCACAUGCUGAUCUGCCCGCCGUCCCUGCAGCUGCCCACGUGUGCCGUGGGGGACAUGGUCGAAGCUUGGUUCUGCCUGGACAAUGUGGGGGACCUGCCCUCCAUCUACAACUGGGAGCCCCCCAACCCAUUCCAGAUGCUGCCCACCACGGGGCUGCUGGAGCCAGGCCAGACCUGUCGCAUCAAGGUGACCUUCCAGCCCCCCAUGGCUGUCAUCUACGACGUUGAGGCCUCGUGCUGGUAUGGGGAGAGGGGCCAGCAGAAGUGCAGCAUCCAGCUACAGGCUGUGGCCAAGUGUGCACAGCUGCUGGUGCGCAUAAGGCAGAAGUGCCCAGAGGACCAGGAUGUGGAGGGCUUCCAGAAAGUGCUACACUUCGGCUCCGUUGCUGUGGGCUGCACUGCUGAGAGGCAGAUCAAGCUGUAUAACCCAUCAGUGGUGAGCGCCCCCUUCAGGAUCGAAGUGGCCCAAGACAUGUUGGUCAAAGACUCGGCCUUCUCAUGCCCCAAGGCUCAGGGCAUCGUGGCCCCAGGAGAGAAGAAAUGCGUGUCUGUGUUCUUCCACCCCAGGACUCUGGACGUCAGAACUAUGGGCUACUUCUCCAUCAUUCCCUCUGGCUGCUCCUCCCAAACCCUGCUCAAAGUUGUUGGUUUCUGUAGAGGUCCCGCUGUGUCCCUGCAGCAGGACUGCAUUGACUUCAAGUGGGUCCCCCUCGGGGAGUGCUCCGAGAAGCCCCUGUGGAUUGAGAACAAGUCAGACUGCACGGCCCACUUUCAGUUCGCCAUCGACUGCCCAGAGAGCGUGUUCAACAUCAGCCCCGCCUUCGGGACCCUGGUGGGCAAGACCCGCGUGGCCCUGCGCUGUGCUUUCCAGCCCACUCACCCCACGCUGUACUUUCGAAGGGUGGCCUGUCUUAUUCACCACCAGGACCCGAUGUUCCUGGACCUGGUGGGCACCUGCCACUCCGACAGCACCAAGCCGGUCAUCCUGCGACCUCAGCAUGUCGCUUGGUACCGCACACACCUGGUGCGAGGCCUGACGCUCUACCCCCCCGACAUCCUGGGCAUCAUGCUGAGGGGAAAAAAGCUGGAGCAGGAUAAGAACGGGGCCCUCAUGAUUCCUCUCGAGGAACUGGAGGACACGCCCGCCCCCAAGUAUCCCCUCAUCCCCCCCAUGGCCGAGUACUUCUUUGAUGGCACCAGCGAUGUGGCCGUCUUCCCCCCGCCUGUUAGCAUAGAGCCGACUGAAGUGGAUUUUGGUGGCUGCUCCCCACCCGAGGACCCCAACCCUGCCCCUCUGUGCCUGAUGAACCACACCAAGGGCAAGAUCACAGUGGUCUGGACGCGUCGAUCGGACUGCCCCUUUUGGGUGACUCCGGAAACCUGUGUGGUGCCUCCACUCAAGUCCAUGGCCAUGCGCCUGCAUUUCCGCCCACCCCAUCCCAACGGCUUCUACUCUGUGGAGCUGGAAGCCUUCGCUGCCUAUAAGGUCCUGCAGAGCUACAACAACAUCGAGGAGGACUGCACCGUGUGCCCGUCCUGGUGCCUGACGCUGCGGGCUCGAGGCCACAGCUACUGUACUGCCUUGGAGCACCACAUCCCCAUCUACUCCCUGGACGCCCCCAAGCUGUUUCCUGCAGUGUCCCCAGGUGAACCCUCCUACUGCAGCCUGCUCCUGGUCAACAAAGGCUCCAUGUUGCUGACCUUCAACCUGGCCCCCCAGAGCAGCUCAGACGUCACCCUGCGGCCCAGCUCCGGCCUCUUGGCCCCUGGGGCCCACCAGAUCUUCCUCCUCUGCACCUACCCCAAGGGCACCGCCUGGAAGCAGCACACUUUCUACUUGCAGUUCAAUUUUUGCCCCCUGUAUCUCAAGGAGGUGAGCAUGCAGAGCCGGGAGGAGCCACUGCAGCUGAAGCUCGAUACCAGUAAAAACAUCUUCUUCAAGCCCACGUGGGUGGGCUGUUCCUCCACCAGCCUCUUCACCUUCAGCAACCCUUCACGUCUGCCCUUGGAGUUCGAGUGGAGGGUUUCCCAGCAGCACCAAAAGAUGCUGGCCGUCCAGCCCGCCAGGGGGGUCCUCCAGCCCAAUGAGAGCCUUACGCUGACAUGGACCUUCAGCCCUUUGGAGGAGACCAAGUACCUGUUCCGAGUGGGAAUGUGGGUGUGGGAGGCCGGCCUGCCCCCAAACACCAAGCCCCCUGCCACCACCCACUACAUGCUCCGGCUGGUGGGCAUGGGCAUCACCAGCAACCUCGCAGCAAAGGAAAAGGAGCUGGACUUUGGGAACAUACUGGUGAACAGCUCACAGUCCAAGUCGCUGGUGCUCCUGAACGAGGGUCACUGUACCCUCCACUACCGCCUGUACCUGGAGCAGAGCAGCCCGGAGCUCGUCCAGGGCUACCCCCUCGCUCUGCAGCUGGACAAGACAGAGGGGAGCAUGCCGCCCCGGUCCCAGGACACCAUCUGCCUGACGGCCUGUCCCAAGCUCCGCUCCCAGUACUCCUGGACCAUCAGCUGCGCUCUCCUCUCCCUCAGAGACAACAAGGUUGGCGAGAGGCGGGAGCUGUGUCGCGUCUUCCUGGUGGCUGUGUACCCCUCGCUCACCAUCCUGGAUGUCUGCUCCAUGGGCAGCACCCAGGGCAUCCCCCGGAAGCACCUCUGGCGCCUCUUCUCCCUGGACACACUCAACAGUUACCUGGAGCGCGACCCCACCCCCUGGGAGCUCACCUACAGUGUCCCCACCCGGCACAGCAUGAGCCAGAUCCCCCCAGUCUUCACCCCUCUGAAGCUCGACUUCAAUUUCGGGGCCGCACCCCUGAAGGCCCCACCCUCUGUGGUGCUCCUGAGCCUGAAGAACAAAGGCGUGGUGCCCCUGGACUGGGCCUUCCUCUUUCCAAGUGACCAGCAGAUCGACCUGGAGCUGUGGGCAGAGCAAGCAGAGUUUGACUUCACUGAGCUGCACCAAAUGCGUGUGCAGGACAAUUCCAUAUUCUCCAUCAACCCCAAGGCUGGGAAACUGAGUCCUGGACAGGAGCAGAUGGUGGAGUUCAAAUACAGCCACCUAUUUGUCGGCACUGAUCGCCUCCCGGUGCUCUUCAAGGUGUCCCAUGGCCGGGAGAUCCUGCUAAAUUUCAUAGGUGUGACGGUGAAGCCGGAGCAGAAGUAUGUGCACUUCACUUCCACUAGACACCAGUUCAUCCCUGUGCCCAUUGGCGAGAUGCUGCCCCCAAGGCAGAUCUAUGAGAUGUAUAAUGGUGGCUCGGUGCCGGUGACAUACGAGAUCCAGACCAACAUCCUGUCACAGGUUCAGGAAAAAAACUUCAAUCACCCCAUCUUCACCUGCCUCAACCCCAAAGGGGAGAUCCAGCCAGGCAUGAUCGCUCGGGUCCUGUGGAUCUUCUCACCUAUUGAAGCCAAGACCUACACGGUGGACGUGCCCAUACAAAUCCUGGGGUGGAACUCAGCCGUCAUCCGCUUCCAGGGAGUGGGCUAUGACCCUCAUGUCAUGGGGGACACCGCCCCGUUCCACAACAUCACCUCAUGGGACAAGAGCUCCGUACAAGCUCGGCUAAUGGUCCCUGGACAGAAUGUCUUCCUGUCCCAGUAUCACAUCUCCCUGGGAAACAUUCCUGUGCAGAGCAAGUGCAGCCGCCUGCUGUUCCUCAACAACAUCUCCAAGAGCGAGACAGUUGUCUUUGUCUGGCAGCUGAGGCCUCUGGAGUUCGGGGAGGUAAGUAUCAGCCCCAUGAGAGGGAAGAUGGGUCCUGAAGAGACAGUCCCAUUCGUGGUGACCCUGAAGGCCUCAGUACACGCCACCUUCUACAGCAUGGAGCUGGUAUGCAAGGUAUACCAGCAGGAACUCCUGCAGCAGUACCACAAGGAGCUGCAGGAGUGGAAGAGCGAGAAGUUGCGGCGGGAAGUGGAGUUCACCAUCACAGACAGGAAAGUGAAGAGAAGGGUGUACCACACAGCUGGUGAACCUGUGAGGAAGUACAAGACGCUGCCCCCCAUCAAGAAUGAGCAGCCUUUCAACCGACCUGCCAGCUGGAACCUUCAGACUCCAAAGGAGGAGACACCCUGGCCACACCCCCAGCCGCCCCAGCCGGGCACACUCUGCCUGGACCUCACUGCCUGUGCUCAUGCCACCGAGUACUUCCUGGCCAACUUCUUCUCUGACUUUCCCUGCUACUUCUUGUACCGGGAGCUGCCGAAGAGGAAGCAGCCCAAGGCAGAGGCCGAGACUUCCGAGGAGGGCUCCCUCGACAAGUGGACCCCCGUCUCCAAGCAGAAGAAACAGCUCCUAGUAGACUGUCUCACCACCAUCAUUAGGGGCCUGCUGGAAGACAAGAAUUUCCAUGAGGCCGUGGAUCAAAGCCUGGUGGAGCAGCAGGUACCCUACUUCUGCCAAUUCUGGAAUGAGGAGUCAGUCAGGUUCAAGGCCCAGAGAAGUAAACUGCACUUACUGCCAAUCGAGUCCUCGUCCUCUGACAGCUGGGAGGACAGGAAAGCCCAGGAGGACAAGCUGAAGCAAGGGAAGAAGGAAAGGGAGGAAGAGGAGAAGAGUGAAGAAGAAGAGGAGCUGCUGGAGGAGGAAGAGGAGGAAGAAGAGGAAGGGGAGGAGGAGGAGCAGGAAGAGGAGGAGGAGGAGGAGGAGGAGGAGGAGGAGGAGGGGCUGGGCAAGGAGGGACUGGAGGAGGAGGAGGAGGAGGAGCCGCUGGAGAGGGAAGAGAAGUUGACUUGGACAGAAAAUGACCCCACUCAGCUGCCCAAGUCCCAGGAGUCUCUGAAGUGGCAAUGGCAGCAGCAGCUAAAGGUCAUGGUGAAGGAGGAGCAGGAGCAGGAUGAGAAAGAGGCCAUCAGCCGGCUCCCAGCUUUCGCCAACCUGCGGGAGGCACUGCUGGAGAACAUGAUCCAGAACAUCCUGGUGGAGGCGAGCCGCGGGGAGGUGGUGCUCACGUCGCGGCCGCGCGUGAUCGCCCUCCCGCCUCUCAGCGGCCCCAGGACUCAGACUCCCGACCCACUGCUGGAGGUGGCCCCAGAGCCGUAGCCAUCGGAGGUGCCCCGCGACCCUCCC